Messenger RNA from Mauremys mutica (yellowpond turtle), 588 nucleotides. Its product is annotated as putative olfactory receptor 52P1. The annotation marks the transcript as partial. Gene Ontology annotation, biological process: G protein-coupled receptor signaling pathway. Gene Ontology annotation, cellular component: membrane. The transcript has a single exon. Gene Ontology annotation, molecular function: olfactory receptor activity. NCBI's taxonomy places the organism in Eukaryota, Metazoa, Chordata, Testudines, Geoemydidae. The record is from RefSeq and is a predicted model, not a curated record.
GUUGCCAUCUGCUGCCUGCUCCAGUACGCCGCCAUCCUCAGCAACCCAGCUGUUGUUAAGAUGGGGCUGGUAGCAGCAACAGCAGGGGGAGCAAUCCCGGUGAUUCCCUGCCCUGUCCUCACCCUGAGGCUGCCCUACUGCUUCCAGCAGGUCGUCCCACACACCCAGUGCGAGCCCACAGCCGGGGUGAAGCUGGCAUGUGCAGACACCGGACUCAGCCAGAUCUACGGUAUCUCCGUGGCACUGCUGGUGGUGGGGCUGGGCAUGAUACUUGUUGCCGCCGCCUACUCCGUCAUCCUCAGGGCUGUCUUCACGCUCUCGUCGAGUGAGGCGAACAGUAAGGCCCUGGCAACCUGCGCAGCCCACCUCUGCACCCUCCUGGUUUUAUCUACAUCUGCCCUCUUCACCUUCCUGACCCACCGCAUCAACAGAGACAUGCCUCCUUAUAGCCACAUCCUGCUGGCCAGCCUCUACCUCCCGGUGCUGCCCCUGGUAAAUCCGCUGGUGUGUGGCGUGAAGACCAAGAAGAGCCGUGACCGGGUGAGCAGCAUUGUCAACCCUGGCCAGAAGAUAGCUUCAAAGCCUUAA